AUGGUGAAUAUCGUUGAAGAAUCAAGUAACCCUAGCCAUACAUCUACAAGGCAUAUCUCUCACUCCUCUCCUCAAUCGAAUCUUCCAGUGAAAAGGAAGUAUAACAACGAUCCUCUUGUGAUUCAUCCGGCGGAUCAUCCAGGACUUACACUUACGACGGCAGUUCUUACUAGAGAAACUUACUAUGGGUGGUGCCAUAGCGUCCAACUCGCAUUAUCUGCAAAAAUCAAGAUCGGCUUCAUUGAUGGAUCUUUUCCGAGGCCAGUGGAUCCUGAAGACGGAAGACAGUGGGGAAUCGUUGACUCCAUGGUCAGAGCAUGGAUGAUGAAUACGAUCGAUGUAAAGCUUCAAAGAAGGUUUCAGUCGACCAAGACCAGUCGUGAUCUGUGGUUGGAAGUGAAAUCAAGAUAUGAAGGGAACAACGGUCCGAGGAGAUACUAUUUGCAGAAAGACACCGUCAUCCUACAACAAGGAGGAAAUGAUCUUGAAGAAUAUUAUUCUAAGGUAAGUCUUCUUUGGGAUGAAAUGAUGAGUUUAAAGCCACUUAGGAGAUGUAGAUGUAGAGGAACUAAGACAGAUUGUGAUGGAUGCUUUCUUGAACAAGAGAUGUUACAAGAUGAUGAGGAAAAUAAAUUGUUACAAUUUCUAAUGGGACUUAAUGAACAGUAUGAAUACGUUAAGGAUCAAAUUUUGAUGCAAGAACCAUGGCCUGCUGUGUAUAAGGCAUUCACUAUGUUACAGAAUGUUGAAAAGAAGAACUACCUGAGGAAUGUUAAUCAAGAUAGUUCUAUGUAUGCAAGGGAGGGAAAUGAUAGGAAGAACAACAGUUCAGACAAGUCUAAGUCUAGGAAUGUGGUGUGUCUUCAUUGUGGAGGAAAAGGUCAGCUCAAGGAAAGUUGUUUCAAGAUAGUUGGAUACCCUGACUGGUGGAAACAACCAAAGGAAAGAUAA
Molecule: messenger RNA, 951 nt
Organism: Impatiens glandulifera
Lineage: Eukaryota; Viridiplantae; Streptophyta; Magnoliopsida; Ericales; Balsaminaceae
Exons: 1
Coding region: 1-951 (316 amino acids)
Source: RefSeq, a predicted model, not a curated record